Molecule: messenger RNA, 876 nt
Organism: Rana temporaria (common frog)
Lineage: Eukaryota; Metazoa; Chordata; Amphibia; Anura; Ranidae
Gene: TMCO1
Product: transmembrane and coiled-coil domains 1
Exons: 7
Coding region: 80-646 (188 amino acids)
Biological process (GO): endoplasmic reticulum calcium ion homeostasis
Cellular component (GO): endoplasmic reticulum; endoplasmic reticulum membrane; cytoplasm
Molecular function (GO): calcium channel activity
Source: RefSeq, a predicted model, not a curated record
CGUCAGGUUCGUAGUGCUGACUGGCUUCCGGUGCUCGGUGGUGGACGGGAUCGGCAGUGAGGGAAGGAGAUCUGACAAGAUGAGUACGAUGUUUGCAGACACGGUGCUGAUCGUCUUCAUCUCUGUGUGCACCGCACUGCUCGCUGAGGGUAUAACAUGGGUGUUAGUUUACAGAACGGACAAGUACAAGAGAUUAAAAGCUGAAGUUGAGAAGCAAAGUAAAAAAUUGGAAAAGAAAAAGGAAGCUAUAACAGAAUCUGCUGGACGCACACAAAAGAAGAAAAUAGAACGCCAGGAAGAGAAGCUAAAAAAUAAUAACCGUGAUCUAUCUAUGGUGCGCAUGAAGUCCAUGUUUGCCAUCGGAUUUUGUUUCACAGCUUUGAUGGGAAUGUUCAACUCAAUUUUUGAUGGACGGGUUGUAGCAAAGUUGCCCUUUGUACCUCUUUCCUAUAUUCAAGGACUGUCUCACAGAAAUUUGCUGGGGGAGGAUUAUACAGACUGUUCAUUUAUAUUCCUGUACAUACUUUGUACUAUGUCCAUCCGUCAAAACAUUCAGAAAAUGCUGGGCCUUGCACCAUCCCGAGCAGCUACAAAACAGGCUGGAGGAUUUUUGGGACCCCCUCCACAAGCUGGGAAAUUCUCUUAAGAUGAACAGAAAAGCUUUUCUAAAUAUUUUUCUUUAGAGAAUGCCAUGGACUCUGUGGGACUGAUUUAGGAAGACUGAACAGAUUUAUGACAACUGAACGGACAAUUUACUCUUUCAUACACUGAAUCUUUUUAUAGUGCUUGCAACUUGAAAAGUCUAGAACAAAUUAUUUAAAACAAAAUCUUCUCUGUAUAUAAAAACGAAUUAUGUAGGGUAAAAUCUAAAACGAG